Cryptomeria japonica (Japanese cedar) is the source of this 2012-nucleotide messenger RNA. RefSeq lists its product as uncharacterized. The coding region runs from base 132 to 1772 and encodes 546 amino acids. Gene Ontology annotation, cellular component: chloroplast envelope. The transcript is spliced from 13 exons. The record is from RefSeq and is a predicted model, not a curated record. Lineage: Eukaryota; Viridiplantae; Streptophyta; Pinopsida; Cupressales; Cupressaceae.
AAGAGUCUUAAACAAAUAGAUUUUGUCAGUUCCACAUAAUACAGAUAAGCAAAUCUAUCUCAACAAAAUUAACAGGCCCUCCUUCACUCGUUUAGCCAUCCCAAUGGUCGGUAUGGGCUAAUCUUGCAGCCAUGGGUGCCAUUAGCAUUGGCAGCAGCUGCUUUCCCGCAGCAUCAGCCAGAGUUUUGAAUACCCCUAAUUAUUUUCAUUGUCAUUUUCAUCUUCGCACUUCAUUAACCACAAAGUUUCACGCUUCUCCACAAGGUCUGAGCGACAGGGCUUGCUCAAGAGAAUUGCCAUGGCCCCGCAGAAAUAGCACAGUCAAAUUAAUUAAUAGCAGAACUUUGAGGGUGCCCUUCAUAUGCAGAGCGGACCUGGGAAGCUCUAUUGCACAACUGAGACUGGGGAAUCGCCUGGAAACUGACAAAUUGGCGUCGUCCGUAAGAGACCAAACUAUGAAGGCGGUAGACGCUCUGGGAGGACGAGUGACCAUUGGCGACGUGGCGAGCAAGGCGGGCCUGAAGCUCAACGAGGCAGAGAAGGCUUUGCAGGCCCUCGCCGCUGACUCUGGGGGCUUUCUCGAGGUUUCAGACGAAGGCGAUGUGCUUUAUGUUUUUCCAAGGGGCUAUCGAACAAAACUUGCUGGAAAAUCUCUUAGAUUGAGAUUUGAACCUGUGCUUGACAGAAUAAAGGCUGUGGCAGAGUACUUGAUCAGGGUGUCAUUUGGAACAGCACUUCUUGCUUCAAUUGCGAUUGUUUACACAGCAAUCAUUGCUAUUUUGUCUGGUAGAAGUGAGGAAGAUAAUCGUGGGAGACGAGGGAGGUCCUAUGAUCCAGGAUUAGGCAGGUCAUACAAUUCAGGAUUUAAUAUUUUUAUCAGCCCAGCUGACUUAUUCUGGUACUGGGAUCCAUAUUACUACAGAAGACGAAGAAGAAAAGAAGGCGGUGGAAUGAACUUCUUUGAAUCUAUAUUCUCAUUUGUUUUUGGGGAUGGUGAUCCCAAUCAAGAGAUUGAGGAAGAGAGAUGGAAAUUGAUUGGAGAAUACAUUGCUUCACAUGGAGGUGUUGUUACAGCUGAAGAGCUUGCUCCAUAUUUAGAUGUUUCUAUGGUAGAUGAAGACAAAGAAGAGGAUGAAUCAUAUGUUUUACCUGUACUGCUACAAUUUGAUGGACGCCCAGAAGUUGAUAGCAAGGGAAAUAUUCUGUACCAUUUUCCAUCACUCCAACGAACAGCGUCAAUGCAGUCUGGAAGGAAGGAGUAUGUUGGCAAGCGAUGGAAAUCAUGGAUUGGAGAAGCCACAAAAUUUUUGCAGGAAAGGCGAUGGGAUUUCAGCAAAGCAGGUGGAACAGAGAAAGCAAUGGUGAUUGCUUUGGGUGGCCUCAACCUUGCUGGAGUUAUUGUUUUGGGUAGCAUGCUGAAGGAAAUUGGAAUUAUGCAAGGAGGGUUUCUUUCAUUUGUUGUCAACAUAUUUCCCCUUCUUCAGAUAUAUGCAGGAUCGUUUUUUGUGAUUCCAUUAUCACGUUGGUUCCUCGUUCAAAAGAAGAAUGCGGAUAUUGACAAGAGAAAUCGUGCAAGACAACAACGAGCUCUUGCACUCCAGGCACCUGACCCAUCUCUCAGAUGGAAGAUUGAAAGUGCUCGAGAUAUGGCAGAACAAACAAUUAUUGGGCAAGAUCGCAUCAUAUACAGUACUGAGAAAGAUUUUUCAGAACAAAAUUAUGAUGCCAAAGAUUGGGAACGCCGAUUUCGGGAGCUGGAAAGAUCAGAUUAACUUUGUAGACUACUAAUGCUAGAAUUUUUUUCAAAAAUAACUAAUUUGAGGACCAAGCUUAUGUAUUUAUGUAUCUAUAGCAUCAUCAUUUCAUAAUUUUUUUCAUCUUUGUUACCAACAUUUCCUCACGGUAUAGUUUUCUGGUACCUAAUAUCUAUUCUAGUGUUUGAUUAUCUGGUAUUCAGAUUCUUUUGAACUCUGUUGUAAUGUGGACCAAUAAAAAUGGAUUUUCACAAUCUA